Messenger RNA from Prunus armeniaca (apricot), 426 nucleotides. Lineage: Eukaryota; Viridiplantae; Streptophyta; Magnoliopsida; Rosales; Rosaceae. The record is from the annotation of a GenBank genome assembly.
AUGCAGGAGGCUGGUUACAUUCCAGAGACUAGAUUCGUGUUACAUGACAUAGAUCAGGAAGGCAAGGAAGAUGCUUUGCUUGCCCGUAGUGAGAGACUUGCUGUAGCUUAUGCCCUCCUCAGCAGCCCAGCUCGUUCAUCUAUUAGGGUAAUCAAGAAUCUUCGUGUUUGUGGUGAUUGCCAUAAUGCAUUGAAGAUUAUUUCAAAAAUUGCAGGCAGGGAACUCAUCAUGCGAGAUGCUAAGAGAUUCCACCAUUUCAAAGGGAGAGGGAGAGAGAGAAAGAGGAGGAAGAGAAGGGAGAGAGAGGCAAAAGGUGGGUCUGUGAGGGGGGAAGCGCGCAGGCAGAGUGAGAAUGCAAGGUGCAGCCACGUGGCUUUAUACUAUUGGAUGUGUGUGCUCCACACACGUGCCACAUCAACAACUUAA